GAUAGCUCCAUCCAUCUGAUACUGACACUGCUCGGGAGAGCUUGCUAGCUGAUUCGGUCGAUGGGUUCUUGCGCCUCGCGUUCGACGGCGGCGACGGCGACGGCGGCGGCGGGGUUCACCGCCACGGUUGUGUUCCAGGACGGCUCCAUGGCGCAGUUCCCGGCGCCCGCCACGACGGUGCGGGACGCGCUGGGCGCCGACGACCACGCGUCGUCGUCGUCGUCUUGCUUCGUCUGCUGCUCCGACGAGCUCCGCUUCGACGCGCCCGCGCGCGCGAUGGACGCGCACGACGCGCUCCGGCCGGGGCAGCUCUACUUCGUGCUGCCCCUCUCCGCGCUCCACCGGCCGCUCUCCGGCCAGGACAUGGCCGCGCUCGCCGUCAAGGCCAUCGCGGCGCUCGGGUCCUCCGCCGCAGCCAUCGACGCGGACCGUGCAGCCGGCAGCAGCAGCGUGUCCUCGUCGUCGUCGUCGUCGUCGCAGGGCAAGACCGCGCGCGUCGCCGGCAAGCAGCGGCAGCAGAAGGCUCGAGUGGCGCCGCUCGUCUCCGGCGCCGGCGCCGACCACGCGUACGGCGGAGACGACGCCCAGAAAACUGUGCACGGUGAUCGGACGACGGUGGGGAAGGCGAUGACCACCAUUGCUCGCCAUCGCGUCGGAUUGCAGAGGCUGAGCGCCAUCUCGGAAGGCAGCGAGUGAUCCAAACUGGUUACACAAGUUUGAUGAACGAUUAGUCGUUAAUUACUACUUAAUCAGUUCGUCGAGUUACUAAUUACGUGCUCCCACAUUUGUAAAUCGAGGAGUCUAUACGUGUACAGUCUAUUUUCAUGUACAGGCAAUUUUGAUACUGAUUCAGUGAUUCUUUGAGUUGCUGUUUGGAGUUACU
This is a messenger RNA of Oryza brachyantha (malo sina), 883 nucleotides long. RefSeq lists its product as uncharacterized. Bases 61 to 696 code for a protein of 211 amino acids. The record is from RefSeq and is a predicted model, not a curated record. Lineage: Eukaryota; Viridiplantae; Streptophyta; Magnoliopsida; Poales; Poaceae. The transcript has a single exon.